Notodromas monacha is the source of this 249-nucleotide messenger RNA. The record is from the annotation of a GenBank genome assembly. NCBI's taxonomy places the organism in Eukaryota, Metazoa, Arthropoda, Ostracoda, Podocopida, Cyprididae.
AUGAUUGUGAUCGAGUGUGUCGGCUCUGUUGCUGCUGCCGGUGGCGGCGAUGGCGAUGGUGGUGGUGUUGGUGGUGGAUGGUCGUCUGAGGAGGCUCAAGAAGCUGAGAGAGCAGUGGAAGACUCGCAUGACAAAUCGUUCUUGGGCUCCAAGAUCGACGUGUUUCCUUUCGACGGGCCAGAUUCGUUGCAACGAAGACUCGGUUCCGUUGUUUGCGAAAAGGUUUCGGGAAAGGAUGCGGAAAUGUGA